GUCCCGCGGGCUGGGCGGGUUUAUCGGCUUCCGGUUGCUAGGGCCCGUGCCCUUGGCCUCAGGCCAGGCCUUGCGGCGGGGGUGGGGGUCGAGGGUAGUUAAUCUAGGUGCUUUCCCGGCGGACUGCUUCUCGCGGGAGACUCGCAACCUGCCUUGACCUUUACCUCGCUGCCUCAAUUCCGAGGAAAAGAUGAAAGAGGAAAAGCCGGUCGUUUUGAGAAGCAGCUGAUUGCCUUGAAGGAUAGUGUAGGGGUCCAGCGCAUCUUCUCCAAUAAUACGGAAGGAAAAUUACCGGCAUCAAGGGGGACGUACUAACAGGGACCAUACCUUGAGCGCUUGUGUGCAAAGUUAUCUUUGCGGGAUAAAACGGCCCAUUUAUGCAGCUCCAGAGCAUUCCCUUCCCAACUGUCAACGGAAUCCUGAUGUGCCAGGCACUUUGAUGUUGCCUUGAGAACUUAGCGCAUGUUUUGAGCUUCUGGCAUUAUUUCUAAAUUGUACCAAUUGGAACAGAGAUCCUGGAAAAUCUGAUUAUAUUGAAGACCAUCUUAGUUUUGGGUUAAAGAGUAUGACCCAACUAGUCGUGGUUGAAACUUAAAACAAGUCCUUUUGCAGAAAGAAAACAAGUUACCUGUGAACUGUAAACAGAUAUGUCGAGUCUUAAGAGGCUAUCAUGGAGGGAUUGCCUUAAUCUUUUAGACCAAAUCUUUUCCCAAAUAUGUAAAGUAAUAACAGUUUGAAGGUAGAGGUGAAAAAAUGAGUGUUAUUUUUACCGUUCGGGAAAAUCAGUAUCUACUAGAUGAUAUAGCAUGAGCAGAUUGAACAUUUUGCUAAUAUGAGAAAUUUUAGAAUGAUCCUGAUUGGUAAUAGUGUAUGUAUUUUAAAAUUGUGUUAGUCAUAAACCUAAAUUUUAUCUAGAUUCUGUCUAGAAGUUUUAAAGAAUUUUUUUUUUCCUUAUCUUUUUCUUCUAUAGGAAUUCUGCUUGGACUCAGCACAGUAUUAGCAAAGAAUGAUUUUCACUAAAAUGUAGAUUCUAAUGAAUUACUUUUCAGCAACAAUUCAAACAUAUUGAAAACCUUUUCAAUUCCCGAUUAACCAAUAGCUGUGAAAAAGUGUUCAUUGUUAGUUAAAAUGCAAAACCACCCACAACUACUUCGAAGACCUUUACCUCCAAAACUCCCUAAGCUGCCUUUACCUAAGAAGAGAGUCUAUGCAGCCAAGACUGGUAAAGCUAAGCCAAAACGUGUGACGUUCACUCCAGAAGAAACCACUUCAACUGAAAGAAAGAAAACUAGUUUUCCUGAUGUUUCAAGAGAUCGAUCACAAACCCCUAUCAGUGUCCAAAAUCUCUCUCUUGAUCAUCAUGUACAAGAAAGAGUGACGACUAUUUCAAUACCAAGAAAACAUUUUAACAGGGUCUAUUGGCACAUUCCAGACACUGCUACUGGUUGCAUAUUUUUUCCAAGCUGUCAUUCAGCCUCAAGUCGAGUUUUUGGGAAAGAAACAAGCCAAACGGAAACUUCAAGAAAAUCAAAACGAGAAGUGUCAAAAAGAAAAAAUAUUUAUGUUGAUAACAUGUUCAAAGACAUUCUGAUUCUCUCCUCAGAGUUCUCCAGACCUGCAAGUGCACCUUCCCCAGUUAUUACUCCCAAACCCAAGGAAGUUCUCUCUGAAUAUCCACCUUUAUCAAAGAAGAAAACCUUUAUUUUUAAGCAGGCUCUGAUAGAUUUAAGUGAAACAGGGCCGAGCCCUCCACCAAGAAGUGUGCCUGUUAAAGCAGAAAGACAGUGGUCUGAACGUUUAAAACAAAAUACUGCGGUGGUACUAACUAUUAGUAAUUUUCCAGGUCCCAUCGCCCUACCAACACCAAUUUUGCCAAGAAAACCUCGAAGACAGUCUUUGUUAGAAACUCAAGUAACAGAAUCCGACAAUGUGGAAAGCACGUCGAGGCAAAGCGUGUCAAACCUGACGGAAGGUAUCGUUAACAUUAAACCUAUAAAAAGAGAGGAAUCACAUGUGAUACGGGGUGAAGGUUUUAAGACUAUUAAUGCAACACGAUAUGAAACAAUAAUAGCCAUGACCAACCUAGCCAUAAUUAACUGUCAAAUACAUGGAAGAAAUGCACUUAAUCUUAAGUUCCGGCGGCUGGGAAGUCUAGCAUUGAGGGGUCAGCUGUCUCGCUUCCUGGUUCGAGGUCUCUUGCUCACAGCAGACUUCUUCCUGUAUCCUCACACGGGUUUUUUUAUUAUGACUUGUCCAGACUUAACACCGUUGGCUUCCCAACUGAUAUAUCUUAACUUAUCCUUUAAUGAUAUCAGUUAUUUUCCCACAGAAAUAUUUUGUCUUAAAAAUUUACAACUACUAUUCCUGAGAAAUAAUCCUAUCAAAGAAAUCCCUUCUGAAAUCCAACAGCUUAAGUUCCUUAGAGUUUUCAGCAUCGCCUUUAAUUUGAUCACUACCCUUCCACCUGGGUUAUUUUCUUUGGCCCAUCUUGAGGAACUUGAUAUCUCCUACAAUAGUGUUGCUUCUAUCCCAAACAAAAUCCAGAAACUCAGAUUACUUGAAAAUCUGAAUGUUAACGGGACUGAUCUGACUACUUUUCCACCUGCGCUUUUGAAGCUUAACUUGAAAAAACUCCAGUUUGAGAACACUUUCACGCAUCCUACUUUUUGGAAAGAGAAUUCUUUAAAUAGCCCCCCGUGUCUGACUCAUCUUACUUCCUUGUUCUUCUUAAAAAGUAAUCUAGACAAAUAUUACGAUGAGAUCCCAGUGGAAAUUCAAGAGCUGCUAAAAUGCCCGUCUACAUGUGAAUGGUGUCACGGUCCCAAGUUUGGUGAAGGUUUUCGAGUCAUCCGAUCCUGUGAUAUUUUUGGAGCAACACAGCUUCCUGUUUUGUACCAUGUCUGUUCUUCCUACUGCUACAGAAAAGUAAAGGAAAGCAGUUUUAUUUUAAAGAAUGAUCCCAGUAAAAGAAGAGCUCUAAAUUCUGAGUUGAUAAGUCAUACAAUGAUUUAGGAGUCCCACUUUAAAAGCCAUUAAAGUUUAUGUAUAAGGUAAUUCCUGUCUUUGAGAGUGCAGGUUCUGUCUUCUGUGACGCCUCUUUGUAACCCCAGCUUCUUAAGGAACUUUGUGAUUGUGAGGGAAUUGUUGCAGAAUAAUUACUUUAGGAAGAUUAGUAAAAGGUCUUUGGAUUUCAGUGAAGAUCUAGAAAAUUACUGCAUGUUGGGCGUAAAAUGAGAACUGACAGAAUCCUUUGCAAAAAAAAACCAAUUUAUCUUACAAAUGCCUUUUUUGGGCAUCCAUUCCAAGUGAUAAGAUAGCAUUUCAAAGUCAACCAGUGGCAUUUGUGCCUCCUAUGGGUUCAAAGCCACGUACCCAAGUUCUCUUUGUGAAUGCUGUUGGUGAAUUUUUGUGGAAAUCUGCCCAGUGCCAACCAUCUCCAUUGUGGAUUGUUUUCGGUAAUAAAAGAUUUGUUCCAGUCCUA
Molecule: messenger RNA, 3481 nt
Organism: Felis catus (domestic cat)
Lineage: Eukaryota; Metazoa; Chordata; Mammalia; Carnivora; Felidae
Gene: LRRC63
Product: leucine rich repeat containing 63
Exons: 10
Coding region: 1129-3012 (627 amino acids)
Molecular function (GO): protein binding
Source: RefSeq, a predicted model, not a curated record